Messenger RNA from Micropterus salmoides (largemouth bass), 818 nucleotides. RefSeq names its product protein disulfide-isomerase A3-like. Gene Ontology annotation, molecular function: protein disulfide isomerase activity. Gene Ontology annotation, biological process: response to endoplasmic reticulum stress; protein folding. Gene Ontology annotation, cellular component: endoplasmic reticulum; cell surface. The record is from RefSeq and is a predicted model, not a curated record. Lineage: Eukaryota; Metazoa; Chordata; Actinopteri; Centrarchiformes; Centrarchidae.
CCCGGUAGCUUCACGGUGCCUGCGGUGCGGAGGGUCUCCGGUGUGAACCGUCUCCUCAGCAUUGUGUCGUUUUUCCACCUGAAUCCCGGUCCGUUUCUCUCCGUCAUGGCGGCCGCUGUCCGCCUUCUUCCCGCCGUCACGUUCGCGCUGUUGUCUUGUUUUCCCGCCGCGGUGUCUUCGCGCAGAGACGUGCUCGAGCUCGGUGACGCGGAUUUCGACUACCUGGCAACGGAGCACGAGACCAUGCUGGUGAAAUUCUACGCUCCAUGGUGUGGUCACUGUAAGAAGUUGGCUCCAGAGUUUGAGAAAGCAGCCAGCAGACUGAAGGGAACCGUCCAGCUUGCAAAGGUGGACUGUACCGCUCACUCAGAGACCUGUGGUCGUUUCGGGGUGUCAGGUUAUCCCACUCUGAAGAUCUUCAGGAACGGGAGAGACUCCGCCCCUUACGACGGACCUCGCAGCGCAGAUGGGAUCUAUCACUACAUGAAGAAGCAGACCGGCCCAGACUCGGUUCUCCUGAAGACUGAAGAAGACCUGCAGACCUUCAUCGACCACUAUGACGCCAGCAUCAUCGGUGUGUUUGCAGGUGCAGACAGCUCUCACCUGUCAGAGUUUCUGAGAGCUGCAGGUCUGCUGAGAGAACAGUUCAGAUUCGCUCACACUACUGACCUGAAGCUGGGCAACAAGUACGGGGCCAACGCCGAGUGUGUGUUGCUGGUCAGACCUCCCAGACUGGCCACUAAGUUUGAGGACGGCGUCGUCGUCUUCACAGAUUAUCUGACUGUCGGUUCUCUGAGACGCUUCAUCCGAGAUCACAU